Molecule: messenger RNA, 3151 nt
Organism: Schistosoma haematobium
Lineage: Eukaryota; Metazoa; Platyhelminthes; Trematoda; Strigeidida; Schistosomatidae
Exons: 10
Coding region: 1037-2467 (476 amino acids)
Source: RefSeq, a predicted model, not a curated record
AGAUGUUGUUAAGCUCUUUGUUAGUUAUUCAAAUUACAGUUCAUAAUUGUUAAUUUUCAAGUCCCAUUCCACAUGUGGUUGUGAAUGAGCACUGCCGAAAAGUUUCAUAUGAAGAUGAAAACAACUGUUCAGAGCUCUUUGCAUGUUACGGUUUAUUCCCAUGCAAGUCAGUACAGAAAUAUGAAAAUUCAGAUGUUUAGCAGUAGUUGAAUUUCCAUUACUACUUUUUUUAAUCGUGAUCACUUUGAAAUUUUUAUUAUCUCUUGUAAUUCUUACACCGAAUCGAAGAUAUUUUCAGUCAGUGAACAAAAUAUUAUCCAAAACUUUUUUAAUGUUCAUUGUCAGGCAAGUUCUAUAGUGUACAUUAAAAAAGGGAUGAAAGUGAUCAAUAUGGCGGCUUAUAUAAAUGGUCACCCUUAUUCUUUUCAUAAGUUAUAUACUUUAUACAGAAAUCCAUACCUGUGUGCAUAUUUGUGUGUGCUUUUCAAUACAUACAUAUUCAAUCACUGACAUCACCAUUAUUCACUAAUUUCACAUUAAUUUUGCGUGCAAAGAUAUACACACAUACAUUCCACAAUUUAUUUAAUAUCAUAUUUAGAUUUUUUCAUCAGACCGCAUAACAUAUAAGGCAAACAGACAGCAACAGUAAAGCUUAUUCUAUAUUGAUGCCAGACAAUUAGCCAACUAAAAUCUCUGGGAAAAUAAGUCUGCCUGAUUCAUUUAAAAAUCACCAACACACACAUAGAUAUAUCUACAUAGGUGUUGUAAUGUAUGCCUUUAUCCAAAUACUUUGGUGCAGCCUACGCAAUAAUAAUUCCUUUUAUAAAGCACAAUGCAUAUGGAAAAUAUUUCCAUAUAGGAAGACGUGAUAUCCUAGUAACUGUUAUAUAUAUUUUUAAAGAAUAUUUGUAAUUAUUACAACUGAUCGUAGUACUAACGUGAGUUCACUUGGUGAAAAAAAAUCAAAAUAUUUGUGUAUUCUGAUUCUUCAUUUGAAUAAUAGACAAAUCUCAAUAUUAAAAUACAAGGAGAGAAUAUGGAAGGUGCAGCACGUCAUGCUCAAAGAUUAGCUGGAAAUUUUCUUGAAGAUAUGGAAGCAAUACAAAAAGCUUCUCGUGAAAGAGAUAGACGGGCGAUGAGUCAUUUUGAAACUAAUUCUGUGAGUUCAAAUAACAUUUAUCCACCGCCAAUGGAUUGGGUACCAAGACGUCGAAGUUUAAGCGGAACACCAUUUAGAACUAGCUGUUAUCCAAUGAUUUACUAUUCUUCAACACAACUUCCCGGAAGAAGAUCACUUUGUGUUCCACGGCGUCGUUAUUCAUUUUCCACUCAGCGAAAUGCCUAUACUGAACCUAAUAAAGUCACUUUGGUUGGUAAAUCCAUGUCCAACUAUUCUCGUCCAUAUUCUGUGUAUAACAGUGCAGGCAGUAGUUUAUACCAAACUCCAGAAUCAAACGGUUAUUAUCGACCUCAUUUGAGACCAACGAUCUGGCGUGAUUAUGAAGUCAACAGGCCUAUGAACAAUGAAAUUUUACCAACAUCAUACUUACAUGCUAGUUCACCGCCAAAACAACAUAUUUUAUCUCCGAAAGCUAAAGUCUAUCUGAAGUAUCGAUCUCUUCAAAAUUUAAGUAAUCUAUACGACGGUGCAGAUGAUGAGAACGGUAUGCCACGUGUAAUCCAUACAUCAUAUAGCCGUAAUUUUCCACUGCAUACUAGUCGUUUGAGUUCAGUGCCACCGUCAACAGUUGGGACGUAUCGUUCAACAAUAACUAGUACAGAUUAUGGAUUGCCACCUGUUGUACAUCGAAAUUACAGAACGAAUCGGUAUAUUUAUGAAACACCAUAUUAUACAUCAACAUACAGUAAUAUUGAACCUAUAAGAACUACUUAUACAAGUAUUGGACCAAGACGAUAUACAUAUUAUUAUCCAUCAAUUGUUACUACAAGACCAUUGUCGAGUUCAGGUUCGUAUAGUAACUUGUCUAGUGAUAUGCAAGCUGAACGUAGACGAAUUGAACGUCGUAUGGACGAUUUACUGGAAUACAAAUUGCCCUCACCUGAAUACUACAGGGAAAUGAGGGGAUCCCUACGUGCAUUGAAUGACAAAUUAGAUGUUCAUCGGAAAAUGCUUGAUCGUUACUCCGGAAUUGAUAUGAACGCUACAACUGCAUCAGUACAAGAUCGAAUCGAAUCAAAAUAUCAACAACUUGCAAGCAGAAUGGGCCGUCGAACCACAAUGCCAGAAAUGAAUGGAUAUAGAUCACAUGGACCAAGUCUGAAUACAUCGGAGCUUGAGACAAAUCUUUAUUAUACAAGUCCAAAAACAACGAUGGGCUAUGGGAAGGGAUUAGUGUAUCCUGAAGGUAGUCAGACUUCUGAACUAAGGGGAAGAAUUAAACGUCUUUUGUGUCGUUCCCGACGUGAUCCUCAUUAUUAUCGUUAUCUACCAACAGGAGUCGCAUAAAUACUUCAAUUAGACUAUAAUGAAUCCAUAUACUUGGUGUUUGAAGUGAUUAUUGUUAUUAUUAUUAAACUUAUAUUAUACCGCAUGCUUAUUCAAAUUGAUAAUCCCUUGAUUUUGUUCUUCAUGUUUUUAUUACUCUCUCAGUUGAACUCCUAUUUUGCUUUUUCUAAUCUACAUUAUUCUUGUUAUGAUAUUUCCUAGUUAUUAAUUUAAUAAAGAAGAACAGUUUCAGCUUUUUCUGCAACACACAUGUUUAUUCCCAAGUAUAUAUAUAUAUAUAUAUAUAUAUAUAUAUAUAUAUAUAUAUAUAUAUAUAUAUAAUUAUUCAAACUAUUAAAUAAAGAAAGCUAUUUAAAUGCCAAUUACAUUUUCGUUUUCAUAAUAAUUAAGAACCAAGUGAAACACCUUUAUUUCGUAGAUAAAAAAGGACCGUAAGAAAAAAAAGGAGAACUUCAAAUAAACAAAUUAUGGUUUACAGUAGCUUUCACUUAAUUUUAAUAUUGUUAUUACCAUUUCUAUUCUUGUUCUUAUGUUUCCCACUUGAUGAUUACACAAUAAAUAUAAUCUAUUCUGCUAAAGCUGUGUUACCAUAUUACUUCAUUAUGCCAAUCACUUGAAGAAACAAAAAGAAAAAAACUAAUUACAAUAUGGUUUUAAUAUUUUUGUUCUUCUAUCUAAUCUUUU